This is a messenger RNA of Gekko japonicus, 4874 nucleotides long. It is a transcript of the gene GLYR1, whose product is annotated as glyoxylate reductase 1 homolog (Arabidopsis). The transcript is spliced from 17 exons. The coding region runs from base 1 to 1701 and encodes 566 amino acids. The record is from RefSeq and is a predicted model, not a curated record. Gene Ontology annotation, molecular function: NADP binding; NAD binding; oxidoreductase activity, acting on the CH-OH group of donors, NAD or NADP as acceptor. Lineage: Eukaryota; Metazoa; Chordata; Lepidosauria; Squamata; Gekkonidae.
AUGACCGAAAGAGACUUAGAAGAGGCGAGCACAAUCUGCAAGGGGAAGCUGGGCAGAUAUCCUCCUUGGCCAGGAAAGAUUGUUAAUCCACCUAAAGACCUGAAGAAGCCUCGUGGGAAGAAGUGCUUCUUUGUCAAGUUUUUCGGGACUGAAGAUCACGCCUGGAUCAAAGUGGAGCAGCUGAAGCCCUACCAUGCUCACAAAGAAGAGAUGAUCAAAAUCAACAAAGGCAAGAGGUUCCAGCAGGCCGUGGACGCGGUGGAAGAAUUCCUCAAGAAAGGCAAAGGCAAGGACCAGGCAUCUCACAGCUCCGCCGAAGAGAAGAACCGGCGGAACUCCAGCGAGGAACGAGGGAAAGCGGCGGCGGGGGAAGAGAAGCGCAAAGCCGGGCUGCCCGACGGGAAGCCAAAGAAGAGGGUCUCGUCGGUCUCCUCGGAGCGAGGCUCCAAGUCCCCGCUGAAGAGGACGUACGAGCAGAGCCCCCGGAAGCGUGGACGGCCCCCCAAAGACGAGAAGGAUCUGACAAUCCCGGAGUCGAGCACAGUGAAGAGAAUGAUGACGGGGACCGUGGCGGGCUUCAAAUGGCCACCGAGUCCCGUGAAAGACGGCGACCCCCAUUUCCACCACUUCCUGCUCAGCCAGACGGAGAAGCUGGCCGUUUGCUAUCAAGCCAUCUCGAAGAAGCUGAAGGUGUGUGAAGAGGAGACCGGAUCCACGUCCAUACAGGCAGCAGACAGCACGGCUAUUAACGGCAGCAUCACGCCUACGGAUAAGAAGUUGGAUAAGGAAUUUGACCCGUUAGCGGAAGCUUUCCCUGACCCCCAGCCUGGAGUGGCCACUAACAGGAUAGGGUUCCUGGGUCUCGGCUUGAUGGGAAGCGGCAUCGUCUCCAACCUGCUGAAGAUGGGGCACACCGUCACCGUCUGGAACCGGACUGCGGAGAAGUGCGACCUGUUCAUCCAGGAGGGGGCGCGCUUGGGAAGAACCCCCGCCGAAGUGGUCUCCACCUGCGACAUCACGUUCGCCUGCGUCUCCGAUCCCAAGGCGGCCAAGGAUCUGGUGCUGGGUCCUAGCGGGGUGCUCCAGGGGAUACGUCCGGGGAAGUGCUACGUGGACAUGUCCACCGUCGAUGCAGACACGGUCACGGAGCUGGCCCAGGUGAUUGUCUCCAGGGGUGGCCGCUUCCUGGAAGCCCCCGUCUCAGGGAAUCAACAGCUGUCGAACGAUGGGAUGCUGGUGAUCUUGGCCGCCGGGGACAGGGGCCUGUAUGAAGACUGCAGUAGUUGUUUCCAGGCCAUGGGGAAGACUUCGUUUUUCCUGGGGGAAGUGGGCAACGCCGCCAAGAUGAUGCUGAUCGUGAACAUGGUGCAGGGGAGCUUCAUGGCCACAAUAGCGGAAGGCCUGACUCUGGCCCAGGUGACGGGCCAGUCCCAGCAGACCCUACUCGACAUCCUGAACCAAGGGCAGCUCGCCAGCAUCUUCUUGGACCAGAAGUGCCAAAACAUCCUCCAAGGAAACUUUAAACCCGAUUUCUACCUGAAAUACAUCCAGAAGGAUCUCAGAUUAGCCAUUGCACUAGGCGACUCCGUCAACCACCCAACUCCCAUGGCAGCUGCCGCCAACGAGGUCUACAAGAGGGCGAAAGCAUUGGACCAAUCAGACAACGACAUGUCGGCUGUGUACAGGGCCUACAUCCACUAGGGCUUCCCCCCCCCCUUCUUAUUGUUAAUACCAUGAUUAUUAUUAUGACGACGAAUACUGGGUUUUUAACUCUGGACCAGUCCAUCUCUGUCUGUCUCUCUCUCUCUCCCUCUCCCCCCGCCCUCUCCAUUUUCUUCUUUUUUUGUAAAAUAUGGGGUUGGGGGGGAACCCUCUUUGGGAUCUGCCGCGAGAGCAGGUGCCACAGCCAAGUCUCCCCGCGCCGGCAGAAGCAAGAAUCGGAGAUGAGGGAGGAAUCCGGUCAUUGGCACCUCGAUGGCGGAUCCGUCACCCCCCACGCUGAGAGUCACAGAAUGGAAUUGGCGACAAGUCAUCCCCGGACGCUGGACUCUUGUCGGAAUAUCCGCUGCUUGGUUUCUUCCACUCCUUGGUUGUACGAGUGUCCCUGACUUUGCAGUUUCUUUUUAACCGCUUUCACUUUUUUCUUUUUCUUUUUUGGCCGUGGGUACCGCGUACGCUGGCCCUCUCGUGUGCUGGGGACACUUAAGCGGCAGAAAUCCCCGUCCGCCCGCAGUCCAACAGCUCCAGGCCUUCAUUGGGAUGGGAACCUGUCUCCCAUGGGGCUGACCUGUCCCUGGAGGAACAAGCGAGUCAAGAAGGCAGAGGCCCCAAACUCUGCGUAGCGUCUCGACACCAAGCCCCCAACACCACAAAGGAGAUAUUUCUCAUAAGAUCGACAGAACCAAGCCUUCGGAUUCCCCUACCCAAUGCAGUUUGGUUUUUAGAACACUGGGCCGUGCAUGUGGCAGCAGAGCUCCGUUGCCUGGGAUGCAUUUGCCGACACUGACACGCCCCCCCCAAAGGUUGAUCUGCUCCAGAGAUCAUUCCUAAACCAGUUUUGCUUUUUUAAAUAAUUCAGGCAAUGAAGUAGUUAUGUUUGCGUGUGUUUUAGACGAGGGGAAGAAGAGCGAACCUUCGUAUUCUUUUGAGACCCGUGCUGAAACUCCCUGCAUCGCCGUGGCUGCUGGCUUUUGAAAGAGAAUUCUUGGAGCAAAAGCCCCGGGGCGAGAAGGUGUGCUCUGAGACUCAGCUUGGGGGAGCUUUGGGGUCUAGCAGGAACCUCGGCUGCCAUGUUUUUCCAUCGCUGAAACUGGAAGCAAAAUCUGGCCUUUAGCAACCGUUGACUAGCUAGUGACCUGUGGGCGGAAAUGGCGGCCUCUGCCUUGGCGUGGCGCGGUCUCUUUGGUGCAUUUCUGAACUCUCCUGUCAAACAGGCUCUAGUUGUUGCAUCUGGGGAAUAUCUUAAAAAAGAGAAAACGGCUGAUGAAGUUAAAGCCUUUUUAAGACCUGUCACCUUGUUGAUCCCGUAGAAAAAAGUAAAUCGGGAGCCCAGGCAGCCGGUUUGAGACAUCCAGCUCAUGUUAGGGAGCAGAAGACUUUUUCACGCUGAGCAAAACUUGGGGAAUAUCCUGUCCUGGCGGAACGGCUGACCCCACGGAAGAUAUCACCUCGAACCCGUAGCAUAGUCGCUCUCUCACUCUCCAAAGGAAAUGUAAAGAAACGUGAAUGCCCUUUCAAACUCUGAAGUCUUUUUUUAAAAGGAAAAAAAUACCCUUUCAUCAGUAUUAGUCUUUUGGCAAGAGCCGUGGGCCGAAGCUCAGAAGGUGUGCAUGGCAAGGGGGUCGGGAUCUCACUGGCACAGCCCCACCUGAAUUUCACGUUUGUACCGGCGCCCCAGAGUGCCAGCACCAGUCAACCCUUUCUGCGCCGUGACCCCAUCGCCCUGAUUUUUAUGGCGAGCUGGUGAUGCCAAUCUUACUCUCCGUAUUGGUCUGCACGCGGGCCAUUGCGCUUACGCCGCAUGCGUCAGGUGGAGGUCUAGGGGCAGUGCAGGGUGAGGGCGGAGUGUACAUUCCUGGUGGCAGCGUAAGGUCAAGGUUUCUUGGGGGUUUUGGGAGGGGAAGUGCCGGCAAGCACAAGCCGUCUUUAUUAGCGUGCCUGAUCUUGGGAGUUCCUUCUUCCUCCUCCAAGCUGCUUUUGAAAACUUCACCCAGCCAUCCACCCAGAAAAGGAAGCAAACAAAUAAGAAUCCAGCUCUCCGGGGUGGUCUUGCGCGUUUCACACAUUGGAAAUUAACCCGAUGUCCAAUCUCACUGUGUGGUGGUGGUGGUGGAAGGGGGAAGUCGCGUAGCUUCCAAGAGUAUGGGGCCAUGCACCCGAGGGUCCUAACCAGGACAGCUCAAAACCCAGCGAUCUUUGCCUUAGUGCAGUCCUAGCAUAGGGUGGGUUGUGAACCAACAGCAAGCAGAUCUUUCUGAAUUUAUUUUUCCCCUGGAGAAAAUGGAGGAGGAGUUUGCAGCUUCCUGGGGCGAGAAGAACCAAGAUCGGCUUAACGGGGGCCGAUCUUAAUGUUUCCCGCAAACCUGGUAAGCCCAAGAAGAGAGGACGGCACAGACCCUGAGAUGGUGGCCUGUGAAGGUCUGGCUGACUCAGAAUGAUGGCUGGGUUCACCUUUUGCAGCAGAGACACACACACACAUCCGUUGGUACCUGAAAGGAUAGCCGGGACAUGGUGGCAUAAACUCCGGUGGGCCAGAAGCAAGCGCUGACCUAUUGGCUCAUGGUCUGGUAGACCUGUGCGUUUUCCAGUUGCCACAUGGAAUAGCCUGCUGUUCACGCCCCUUGAAAAGGAAGCCGGUGGUGUUCUAAAUCCUUGGGCUGGGUGUGUUCGAAUCCCACUAGGUGGUUCCAGGUCGGAGGGGAGAGGAUUUAAGUUUGGUUUGCAAGAAAACACGACGGACCCCGGCUUCGGUCAUUGUUGUCUUAAUAUUGUAAAGUUCCUUUUUCUUUUUUUAAAUGAGGGUUUCUGUUUUAGCAAACGUUUGUUUUUCCCCCCGUUUUGUUCCCUUCCGUUUUUAAAAGAGGAGGAAAAAAAAUGUGACACUUGUGAAAAGCUUGUAAGGAAAAAAAACAACCAGAAUUUCUUUUAAAUUUCCCCACCCACCCCCUCCCCUCUUUCAAUCACAAAUCUAUAGGUAAUUAAGGUUGUGAAUUUUUUUAAAUGUUUUUUGCCUUGUUUUUAAUUAACGUUUGUCAUUCAAAAUAGGAUGUGUGGUGAUGAUUAAAUGGCAAAACCCGAUGAAAUGAUUUUUUUUUUCCUUGUGCAAUGAACUAAGCUACUGGCUUUAAGGAAAUAAAAACCUUUCUUGGUAAACA